Molecule: messenger RNA, 1744 nt
Organism: Phoenix dactylifera (date palm)
Lineage: Eukaryota; Viridiplantae; Streptophyta; Magnoliopsida; Arecales; Arecaceae
Source: RefSeq, a predicted model, not a curated record
UUCCCACCCCCUCGCCCCUCCUCGAUCCCUCCUUCUUUUUCUUCUUUGCGUCGCCUGUCCCGGAGCCUUCGGGAAUAAUAAUUUCUCGCCUUCCGCCCUCUCGAAGGCUCAAACGCUAAGACUAACCCUAUCGAUCAGGAAACGAGGGAAGCGGGAGGGAUCCGUCUCACGCAUCUGGAUUUUAAUCUGCCGGGUUCGUGGACUUUGUUUUUGAAACCCUAAACAUCUAAUCGGCGAUGGAUGGGAACAAAGACGAGGCUUUGAAAUGCCUGCGGAUCGGAAAAGAAGCCUUGCAGAUAGGGGACCAAACCCGUGCCCUUAAAUUCCUAACCAAAGCCCGCCGCCUCGAUCCGUCUCUUCCGAUCGAUGAUCUCCUAUCCGCUGCUGUGGGUGGAGAAUCCCGUGACGCUGCCCCACCGGAUGGUGCGGCCCCUCCUGGUAACCCCGGCGAAGAGCCCGAGAGGCCAACCGUAGGCUCUGCUUCGGCCUCCUCUUCCUCUGCUGCUAGGACCGCGGCGAAAACUUCUUCUGAGGGGUCGUCGAGGGCUUACACAGAGGAGCAGAUCACUAUCGUCGGGCAAAUCAAGGUGAAGAAGGAUUACUAUCAGAUCUUGGGAUUGGAACGCGGUUGCACCGUGGAAGAUGUGCGUAAGUCAUACCGAAAACUAUCCCUGAAGGUCCACCCGGACAAAAACAAGGCACCCGGUGCCGAGGAAGCCUUUAAGUUAGUCUCUAAAGCUUUCCAGUGCCUUAGCAAUGAAGAGAGCAGGAAAAGGUAUGAUCUUCUUGGGUCCGAGGAGCCUGCUUACACUAGGGUUGCUGCAAGGCGCCAUGCUCGUGGCUUCGAUGGAUUUUAUGAUGCCGAUGUUGAUGCUGAGGAAAUCUUUAGGAACUUCUUUGGAGGAAUGGCUCCGGCAGGUGCUCCUUUUGGCUUCCAAUUUAGAGCCGGCGGCAUGGGUGGCCCAAGCUUUCACCAGACACAGGGUGAUGGUGGUUUCAACCUCCGUGCUCUGAUUCAGAUCUUGCCUGUUAUUAUUCUGAUUUUGUUGAACUUCCUGCCUUCCAAUGAUCCCGUGUAUUCAUUGUCUCGCUCAUAUCCUUAUGAGAACAAAAUUGUGACUGCAAGAGGCGUGCCCUAUUUUGUCAAGUCUGCAAAGUUUGAACAAGAGUACCCAUACCAAAGCUCGGAACGUGCUUCUCUGGAGCGGCACAUUGAAAGGGACUAUUUUACGAUCCUUGCACAGAAUUGUCGAGUCGAGAUGCAGCGGCGGCAAUGGGGUCUAUCAAACCAGACGCCUAACUGCGACGCACUUCGGAAGUUUGAAGAAACAGCUUCUUAAUGUCAUCAUCUUGAGAUUGACAAGAAUUAUACUUUAGAUUUGGAAGUGACUUGUUGCGGAACUUUGGGCUAGCUUCUUUAUGUUCUUUUGCAGCUGAGGAAAUUGGGGUGAAGAAGUGGUUUGCCCUUUGCAUUGCAUGACUCUUGCUUGGUCUAUACCAUCUCAGAAGACCUACAAUUUUAUCACUACUAGGAAUUUGAUACCGACAUUAUUAAAUGUGUAUAUCAGAUGGCACCUAUCCCAUUCGGCUUUUGGUUGAUCAAUUUUAAACUCGUGCAGCUUUACAUGGUACAUAGAAGUAAUUAUGUUUCUGCUGUCAUUUUGUUACAUCUGUGCUUAACUGUUCUCAGCAUGACUGAAUACUUAGUGAUUUUCUACCACGUAUUCUGAGUUGGCUUUGUUGA